This is a messenger RNA of Trematomus bernacchii (emerald rockcod), 665 nucleotides long. It is a transcript of the gene pex7, whose product is annotated as peroxisomal biogenesis factor 7. Gene Ontology annotation, cellular component: cytosol; peroxisomal matrix. The record is from RefSeq and is a predicted model, not a curated record. Gene Ontology annotation, molecular function: protein binding. Gene Ontology annotation, biological process: protein import into peroxisome matrix. NCBI's taxonomy places the organism in Eukaryota, Metazoa, Chordata, Actinopteri, Perciformes, Nototheniidae.
AAUUUCUCCUGAUAGAUCCAUGGAGAAAACCUGCUCGAAAAGUCUACAAAACGUUCACUUUCUAAGGAUUUAUGAACCGUUUUCCAGUUGUUUCAACGGUUCUACGUGACGUUUGAAUCGGUGUCAUUGUUGGAUAUAAAUCCCCCCCCCCCUGCAGGUGAUGGAGAAGGUGUUUCGCUCUGCGGGUCGUCAUGGUUACGCUGUGGAGGUUUCCCCCUUCUUCCCCCACAGAGUCGCCUGCGCUGCGGCUCAGCACUACGGCAUCGCUGGGUGCGGCACCCUGCUGGUCCUGGAUCAGACAGAGACGGGAGUAACUUUAGUGAGAAGCUGGCAGUGGGGUGACGGUCUGUUUGAUGUAUCUUGGAGUGAAGUUAACGAGCAUCUAUUGGUCGCUGGAGGCGGAGACGGCAGUUUGCAGCUUUGGGAUUCAGCCAAUCACAGCGCUCCGUUGCGGGCGGCCAAAGAACACACACAGGAGGUGUAUUCUGUGGACUGGAGUCAGACUAGAGGAGAGAACCUCAUCGUCUCCGGGUCGUGGGAUCAAACGGCUAAAGUGUGGGACCCGUCUCUCAGCCAAUCAGUGUCCACGCUCAGAGGUCAUGAAGGGGUCAUCUACAGCACCGUUUGGUCGCCUCACAUCCCAGGGUGCUUUGCGUCAGCCUCAG